Molecule: messenger RNA, 3313 nt
Organism: Morus notabilis
Lineage: Eukaryota; Viridiplantae; Streptophyta; Magnoliopsida; Rosales; Moraceae
Exons: 4
Coding region: 259-2964 (901 amino acids)
Source: RefSeq, a predicted model, not a curated record
UUUUUUAUUGUUUUUUUUAUUUUUGGUUGUUCUAGGGAUGAUCUAAGCUUUCUUUAAUGGCAGUGCUGCAGAGAUAUCAUCCACUUUGUUUCUUGAACUCUGUGAGGUGGUUAUCUUUGUGUUUUGGUUAAUGGGGUUCUUUGGUUCUGUUCACUUACUGUUCUCUACCGAGUUUGGAGCUUAUUAGGUUUCUUCUUCUCGGUGAAAUUUAUGAGAGAGUUCUGAUAAAGAUUCUAGAAGAGGAUACACGUAUGAGAAAUGGGAACUGAAGUACAGUCUAAGAUGUAUCUACCAGGAUAUUAUUCCAUGAACGACAUAAGUAAUAGCGCUGGCUAUAAUGGCUGGUCUUUACAUCGCGAAAGCAACUCGCUGAAGAAUGGGCAGCAUUAUGGCAUCUACUUGUCAAAGCCGGUAAUGGACGGAGUGGAUUAUGAUGUGUAUGACAAGGAAAAGUUGAGGCAAACCAUAAUGAAGCAUGAAUCCAUUUUUAGACAUCAGGUUCAUGAACUCCAUCGUCUUUACAAAAUACAGAGGGAGUUGAUGAAUGAAAUCAAGUGGAAAGAAGAACAAGUAAACCAUUUGAUGCCAGUAGGGACGUCGCAAACAAGUCUAUUUUCAUCUGACUUUCCAUCUAAAGAUGAUAAAAGAAGUUGGUUCUUCUCUAGCUUUCCCUUGGUUAGUUCCAAUUAUGGUAGGCCCUCUUCAUCAAGUGCUGACAUUGGCCAAUGUCCUCAAAGUUUCAUGAAAGAGAAGACCACACAGACGAGAUGCAAUCUCACAGAAAAUGAAUCUUUGGUUCUUAAGUGCAAGAAGCCUCACAGAAUAUUGUUUGAUCUUGAACUUCCCGCCAAUGAGUACAUGAAUGACGAAACCGAAGCACAAGGAGAAUUUGCAGUUUCGAAAACAGAAAGUUAUAUAUUUAACAAAAGUAACGAAGUUACUCAAGAUGGAGAAAAAAAAUUAUCAAAUCACUCUUAUACAGGGAAAACUUAUACCUUGGCUGAUCUGAAUGAACCUGUAGGCAUUGAGGAAGUGUCAGCAUCAGCUUCUGUCGAUAAUCUAGGCAACGAGAUCAGCAGAGGGAUCAGCACCGUUCACUUAAAGACUGAGAAGAAUGAAAAAGAAUGUUCAUCUUAUACUUUUGAAGCUGGUCAAAUCAGAAGCAAGAGUUCUUUCAGUGGGACAUUCCAUCUUGAAGGUUUUCGGAAGCAAUGUAACUUGUCAAAAGUUGAAUCUAGCAAAGCCAGUGAGUUUGCUACAUGUCUUCCUUCUGAUCAGAAUACUAGAGGGAAACAGGUUAAAAGGAGAAUCUUUGGUGUAGAAGGUCUUGAAGGAAAUGAUGAUUUAUCUGCAUUUGCUUCCAAAGCAAUUAAUGUUGUCAAUUCUGAAACAUCCUCCGUCACAUCCUGGACAAAGCCUCAAGACGGUGCUAGUGGAUACUUGUGGAGCCUGGCCUGCACAAACUACACAAAGUCUGUGAGCGAUGUGGCGAAUCCAAACAAAUAUCCACGCGAUGCAAUUUGCAAAGAAAAUGGUGUUUCUGUUGAUAAACCAAGGAAGCCGGAGAUGCAACAAGGAGGAUUGCCUUGGCUUAGAACAAUUCCACUAGUUAAUGGCAAAUAUUUGAAAGAUGAAAGUGAAGGAUCUCGUCAGACCAAAAUAGAUUCCACACAAAAUUGUUUAUCAUUGUUCCUUAACCAAACUGACAUAAGGAAGGGACCCUCACAAAGUCCUAUUCAGGACUCUUCAUCAACGACGCAGGGCCAUGAUGCUGAGCACAGGAGAGUUGAGACUAGUGAAUGCUCGAGCGUCAAAAGAAUUCUUGGUUUUCCCAUCUUUGAAUUCCCUUCAACACCUGGUUCUGUUGCUUCUGUCCUCAGUAACGAUAGCCUUCUUAAGACCAGGUUGGCCAAAAGUGAUUUGCCUAGUGAACCUCUGUCACUGAAAUCUGGAGAGAAGUUCAAAUUCCAAGACCCGAGAAAGGGAUUGGUGAAUGACAGCUCUUAUGUCAGACAUCAGAUAGACUUGAAUGAAUGUGUAAUUGAAGAAGAGGCUCAACCAACACCCCCAUCUCCGGUUGCGAAACCUACAACUGGGAUAGAUUUGGAGGCUCCAGUUGUAGUUGAAACAGAUUUGGAGGAAGAAUCUCUUGAAAGCAAUCUCAAGAAACCUUUGGAUUCAUUAGGAUGUGAACCCGGUUUGACUUAUGAAAGCCUUGACAAGAUCGCAGCUGAGGCUUUAGUUGCCAUCUCAGCUUUCCAUGUGCAUAAUCUGCAAGAUAAUGCCGCACUUGAUCUUCAAGAAAAUGAGACCCAACACCAAUCAGACUCUUCUCCAAGUGCCUUCCUUCACUGGUUUGCAGACAUUAUCUCAUCAUAUCAUGAAUUCUCCGAGAACGAGGCAGGAAUGGCUAAAAUCGGCAUCUGUCAUGAAGAUUCCAGUUCUGAUGGCAUUGAUGACUUUGAGUACAUGAUCCUAAACUUACCAGAGAUAACAGUAGAAGAGUACUGUUACAAGCCUCCGGAACCUGAUGACCUAAAAGAAGAAGAAACACCGGUGCCGAGAAGGCCCAGGAGAGGUCAGGCGAGGAGAGGGAGGCAGAGGAAAGACUUCCAGAGAGAUGUGCUUCCUGGAUUAGUAUCCUUGUCUAGAAAUGAAGUGACUGAGGAUCUCCAGACCAUUGAAGGGAUGGUUAAAGCAAUUGGAGGGACUUGGCAGUCAAGUUUGGCACAGAGAAAUGGAGGUAAGGGCGGUGGUGGAAGGGGAAGGAGGCGAACGACAUGUUCCGCCCUGCCCCCUCCUCCUGCUCCUCCGCCUCCUCCAGCACCUGCAGUUUCCUGGCAGCAGCCUAAUUCCAAGGAACUGGGACUCGACGAAACGAGCCUUACAGGGUGGGGGAAGAGGACAAGGCGGCCUCCGAGGCAGAGAUGUCCAAUUAGUAAUUCUCUUCUCCCUCUAAAAUGAGUGGAGAGAGAAUGAAAUGUAUGUCUUUGGUGGCCAGAAGGAGCUAUUGGGUCUUAUUUUUACUAGACAAGGAGUUCUUCAAUGUAAAUUUAUACUCCUAAUUCGAGUUCCUUUAAUUUUCUCCUUUUUUUUUUUUUAUUGGAUGAAGUACUCUGAGUGAACUUGUAUUGUAUGAUUCUUCAUCCUAAAUAAGUUGUAUUGUUCAUUGCAGAAGAGUUUGUUUAGCUGAGAGUGCAACAUAAUUGGAACUUCUUGUGGAGAGCUAGGAAACCCCACUCCAGGAUCUUUUCAAAACUGUUGUAGAUUUUUUUAAUAUUUUGAGAUUCAUGCUUGAUAGGAUUUCCAUGCA